This is a messenger RNA of Rubroshorea leprosula, 1273 nucleotides long. NCBI's taxonomy places the organism in Eukaryota, Viridiplantae, Streptophyta, Magnoliopsida, Malvales, Dipterocarpaceae. The record is from the annotation of a GenBank genome assembly.
GUUUACUUGCAUUUCUUUUCCUGCAAAACUUUUGCGAGAAGCUUCAUUGUGCAUUUUCCGUUUGUGAACUGCGGUAACAACUGGGGAUCUCUACAUCAAAUCUUUCGAAGCCGAAAUCAGGUAUUUUACACGAAUCUCUUAUUUCAAGUUAAUCGAAGUGUUUCUCUCCUUUCUCCCCUUCUGUGAGUUUGAGAAAAUGUCAUCAGAAAGAACACAAAGUAUAGUAGGGAGUGAGGUGGAGCCCCUGGACUAUGGGGGCAUGGACAGUGAGAGUAGUCCGUCCCCGUCUAGUUCGGAGAAAACGGUGGAGGGGGUGAGAGGAGAUGAGAUGGUGGAAGUUGGGGAAGGAGAUGUGGUAGAGGUGGGGUAUAAUGAGGGAGGAGGGGUUGAGGUAGAUAGUAUACCCAUCACCGUAGUAGAAGUAGAAAGUAAUGGGGAGAGAGGUUAUGAUAGGAAUGCAGAGAUAGUGGAAGAAGUGAAGCAGUAUCGAUCUGAACUAAGGACCAGGGAGGACCUGUGUCACUUAGUGGAAACGUACGAGAUCUCUUCUCGGGUAUUAGUUAGGCCAGCUGGGGUAGAGGAGAGGGCAUGUUCUGCUCCUCGGGAUCCUUGGAUGCCCGUAUAUUCCCAUUAUUUGUAUGCUGGGCUUAAGUUUCCAAUUCUCGAGUUGCUAAUAGGGGGUAGUAGGAGAGAUAAGGGGUGGUAUUAUUUCACCCUGAGGGUAGCUAAUAAGGAGGGUAGGAUUUUAUUCACUGCGGGUCCUUCAUCCAUUAAGGGAUGGAAGGAAAAAUUCUUUUUUGUGGAUGACACGGAAUGGGGGAAAGGGGAUGCUGAGGUGAGGGCGUUAGUCUCCUGGAAGGCCAAAAGGGCCAACCAGAAUAGGUUUAGUUUGAAUGGGGACGAAGAGGAAGAAGUGGGGAGGUUGGUGAGGAAGAGGGGGGAUGUACUAAAUAUUAUGGACCUCACCAGCGCAGCAUGCAUAGAGGCUGCUGAGCUCUAUGGGCUAAGCGCUUUGAGUGAAGCUGACAUGGAACAGUUUCUGAAUACUGCUGGAGGGAAGGCUAUCCCCAAGAAGCCAAGGAAGAAGUCAAGGACUUCAGCUAAGCAAGUGGAUGAGGGGAGAGCUGGGAAGGAGGUAGUGCCCUUAGCACUAGCUGAGGUGGAGGAGGAGGUGCCAGCACUGAAGAUGAAGGGUUGGGAGGAGAGGAGGGCGCUGCAGAAGAAGUAGAAGGUGGUGGAGGAAGAGGGGAGUGGGGUGCCUGAGUUCGUACCU